This is a messenger RNA of Calliphora vicina (urban bluebottle blowfly), 11707 nucleotides long. RefSeq names its product serine-rich adhesin for platelets-like. The record is from RefSeq and is a predicted model, not a curated record. The transcript is spliced from 3 exons. Gene Ontology annotation, cellular component: extracellular region. NCBI's taxonomy places the organism in Eukaryota, Metazoa, Arthropoda, Insecta, Diptera, Calliphoridae. Gene Ontology annotation, molecular function: chitin binding. The coding region runs from base 37 to 11172 and encodes 3711 amino acids.
UACAUUUUAGUCACUUAUAAUAGCAGACAUUUUGAAAUGGCGCCAAAACUGACGCCAUUUCCGCUGACAACAACAGCAGGAACAAACACAACAACUAGCUGGCAUAAUUUGAAAAUAAUUACAACAAUAAUAAUUGGCAUUUUAUUAUUAAAAACUCAACAAAUUUUAGCACAAGAUAUAGAAGUAUCACCAACAUUACUGCACCAUUACAAUGACAAUGAAAAUUCCAUCUACCAUGACGAGGAAGGCGAUGUCAGCAACAGCAGCAGUAGCAACCCAACUGGCACUAGCAAUAUGGAAAUGCCAGAAGUAUUCACGUGUCCAGCGGAAGGUUUAUAUGCACACAAUUAUGAAUGUCAAUUGUACUAUCGUUGUGAAGCUCAAACAAAUGGCUACAUUAAAGCAUAUUUGUUAAACUGCAAAAAAGGUACAAUAUUUUCACGUGAUUUGAAAUUGUGUAUGCCAGCCAUGCUGGCCAAUCGCGAGGAAUGUCAACAAUAUAUAAAUGAAAUUGAUACAUUGGCAAGUGAUGAUGAUAAUGUUGUUAUUGGAGCUGGAGCUGGAGCUGAAGUGGCAGCAGGUGACAAGAGACAAGGCGUUUAUUUUGGGGGUUAUGGUGGUGAUGUUAUUAAUAGUUCAGUUGAUGAUGAUGGCGAUAGUAUUGAUAGUCGUUUGAUGCAUGUUCUCAAUACAGCCAAAGUUAAGGGUGGCAUUGCAAAUAACGGCAAUGCUAUGGAUGGCGCAUACAAUCAUUGGCAAAAUUAUGGCCUCACAGGAUUAAGUGGUGUUUCGGUAAUUUCCUUUUCAACUUCAUCAGCACGCUCGGCUGGCACGGGCAGCGGUAGCAGUAGCAGCAGUACAGAUAAUGACCAAGGGCCACCAUGCGAAGAUGAUGGAUUUAUGAGCGAUCCAGAUGACUGCACUGUAUUUUAUCGUUGUAUUUCGAAUGGUCGUACAUUUAAUAAAAUUGGCUUCCGGUGCUCGGAUGGUACAGCAUGGGAUGAAUCAUUGCAAUCAUGUAAUCACUUGUUAAGUGUACGUGCUAAUGGUGGAUGUCAAGGUAAACAAGGCAUACAAAUGGAUGAGUAUAACAAUGAGCAGACAUCAACACAAUCGUCACACACAAAUUAUCAGAAUAGUACAUCCUCGUCAUCAUCAAGUUCACAACAAAGCUCUAGUAGUUCCUCAUCUACAUCGAGCUCUUCGUCAUCAUCAUCUCAACAAUCUAGUAGCACAGAAAGUUCUUCGUCUUCUUCAAACAAUCAACAAUCUUCCACCUCAUCGUCUAGUCAUGACAAUUCCACACAAAGUUCAAGUAACCAAUCUUCUUCAAACCAAAGUAGCAGCAAUCAGGAAAACUCCAAUUCGAAUGCCGAAAACUCAAAUACCGGUCAACAGAACUCAAACUCCAAUAGUGACAACUCUAAUUCCGAGAACUCCAGUAGCAAUCAAGAUUCUAAUUCCCAAAACUCCUCAAAUAAUAACAAUCAACAAAACUCAAACUCUAAUUCAAAUAGCGGAAGUUCUAAUUCCCAAAACUCUAACAAUAACAACAAUCAACAAAACUCAAAUUCUAAUACACAAAACACAAACAAUCAGGGUUCAUCAACUUCGAAUUCCCAAAAUUCCGGAUCUAACAUCGAAUCAACAACUUCGUCUAACUCACAAUCUCAAAAUAAUAACAAUCAACAAGAAAGUUCAUCCAACUCGAAUAGCACUUCCAAUCAACCCUCAGCCACUGAUUGCGUAGAUGACAAUACUUAUAUAGCUGACAAAGAAGAUUGCGCUAAAUUCUACCGUUGUCGUGAUAAUGGAAAUGCUGGUUUAGAAAUAGUGCCUUUCACUUGUGGACCUGGAACUGUUUGGAAUCAGGAUGAUAAAGUUUGCGAUUUACCAACUGAUUCACAACGUGAGAAAUGUAAACAACAAGGUACAUCUUCUGGAAAUCAAUCAGGAUCAUCCAGUUCUUCAAAUAUUCAAUCCGGAUCAUCUUCAAAUAAUAAUAACAAUCAAUCAAGUUCAUCAAAUAAUCAAUCUGGAUCAUCAUCAAAUAGUAACAAUCAAUCUAGUCACUCUAACAACCAAUCUGGAUCGAACAGCAAUCAAUCAAAUUCUAAUAAUCAAUCGGGAUCAUCAUCAGGCAGUAACAAUCAAUCAGGAUCAUCAUCGAACAGUAACAAUCAGUCUGGAUCUUCGUCAAAUAGUAACAAUCAAUCUGGUUCAUCUAACAAUCAGUCUGGAUCGUCAUCAUCGAACGGUAAUAAUCAAUCUGGAUCAUCAACAAGUAGUAACAACCAAUCGAAUACAUCAGCAAACAAUAAUAACCAAUCGAAUACAUCUAAUAAUCAGUCAGGAUCUUCAAAUAAUCAAUCAAAUAACCAAUCUGUGUCAAACGGCAGCAAUCAAUCCAGUUCAUCUAGUAAUCAGUCUGGAUCAUCAUCGAACAACAACAAUCAAUCAGGUUCCUCAAAUAAUCAGUCUUCCGGCAAUCAAUCUACAUCAUCCAACAAUCAACAAAGCUCCAAUGAAGGACAGCAACAGAGUAAACCACAAAAACCUUCAAAUCCUGAUGGCAAAUGUCAAGAUUCUGAAACUUAUCUACAAGAUAAAUAUGACUGUGCACGGUUUUAUCGUUGCGUAGAUAAUGGUAAUGGUGGUUUCGAUACAAUAGCUUUUGAUUGUGCCCCUGGUACUGUUUGGGAUCCAGACUCAAAGGGUUGCAAUCAUCCAACAGAUGUACAAAAAGAACAAUGCAGGGUAAUGGCAAGUAAUGAAACGUCUUCAUCAUCUUCUGGUUCCUCAACAUCUACAGAAGCAAAUCAAUCUUCAUCAUCUAAUCAACAAGGAUCUUCUACAAGUUCUGGAUCUAAUGAAUCAGCAUCGAACAAUCAAGGUUCUAACUCCAACUCAUCUUCAUCAAACAAUAACAACCAAAAUGGUUCGUCCAACCAGUCAUCAUCAAAUAAUCAAGGAUCUAACUCUUCUUCAAAUAAUAAUCAAAGUGGAUCGUCGCAAACAGGAUCACAACAAACCGAAUCAAAUCAGUCAUCUUCGUCGAACAAUCAAAAUCAAGGAUCCAACAAUCAAGGUUCUAGCUCAUCGUCAUCAAACAACAAUAAUAAUCAAAGUGGUUCAUCUAACCAAUCAUCAUCUAGUUCACAAUCAGGUUCCCAACAAGGUUCUACAACAGCUACAAAUCAAUCAUCAUCUUCGUCGAGUAACCAAAAUCAAGGAUCUAGCAAUCAAAGCUCUAGUUCAUCUUCAUCGAACAACAAUAAUAAUCAGAGUGGUUCCUCUAACCAAUCAUCAUCUACUUCACAAUCAGGAUCACAACAAGGUUCUACAGCAACUACCGAAUCAAAUCAAUCAUCGUCUUCAUCAAAUAACCAAAAUCAAGGAUCUAACAAUCAAAAUUCCAAUUCAUCGACAUCUUCAUCCAACAACAACAAUAAUCAAAGUGGUUCCUCUAACCAAUCAUCAUCGAGCUCACAAUCAGGAUCAAAUCAAUCAUCAUCUUCAUCUAGCAGUAAUAAUCAAAGCGGCUCAUCCAAUCAAUCAUCAUCUUCCUCUUCUGCAAGUAAUCAAGGAUCAUCAACUUCCUCUUCUUCAUCUCAAUCCAACAAUAAUAACAAUCAAACUACCACAACACAAAAACCGUUCAAACCAGCAACACAUUGCGAAAGCGAAGAAACAUUUUUGGAAGACAAAGAAGAUUGCAAUAAAUUCUACAGAUGUAUUGAUGACGGUAAAGGAGGAUAUAAUAAAGUAUCAUUCAAAUGUCCACCAGAUACUGUAUGGAAUCCUCCAGCUAACAGUUGUGAUCAUCCAGCACAAGUUCAAAAUCUUAACUGUAAAAUGACAUCAAGUAGUGGUCAAAAUUCAACUGGUAGCAAUACUCAAGGUUCGUCAUCAUCAACAGAAUCAAGCGGUUCAUCAUCUUCUUCAUCCAAUAAUCAAUCUUCUGGUUCAAGUUCCACAACAGGCUCAUCCACCACAGAGCAAAACAAUAAUAAUCAGUCUUCUUCCCAAUCUGGUUCAUCAUCUUCCUCAAAUAAUCAGUCAACUGGUUCAAGUGAAUCUCAGUCUUCUAGUAGUAGCAACAAUAACCAAGAGUCAUCAUCAACAGAAUCAAGCAGUUCUUCAUCCAAUAAUCAAUCUUCUGGUUCAAGUUCCACGACAGGUUCAUCCACCACAGAGCAAAACAAUAGCAAUCAGUCUUCUUCCCAAUCGGGAUCAUCAUCAUCCUCAAAUAAUCAGUCAUCAGGAUCAAGUGGAUCUCAGUCUUCUGGUAGUAGCAACAAUAACCAAGGGUCGUCAUCAUCAACGGAAACCAGCAGUUCUACAUCAUCUUCUUCAUCCAAUAAUCAAUCUUCUGGUUCAAGUUCCACGACAGGUUCAUCCACCACAGAGCAAAACAAUAGCAAUCAGUCUUCUUCCCAAUCGGGUUCUUCAUCCUCGUCAAAUAAUCAAUCAUCAGGAUCAAAUACAUCAUCGACAACUCAAGGAUCAGGAUCAAAUUCAACACAAUCAAGUUCAUCAUCUCAAUCAGGAUCAUCAUCCCAAUCAGGAUCAUCAUCUCAGCAACAAAAUCCCGUUGGCACUUGCAAAGGCAACAAUCAAUAUUUAGAUGAUUCCAAAGACUGUGCAAAAUUCUAUCGUUGCGUAAAAAAUAGCAAAGGAGGAUAUGAUAAGGUAGUAUUUACUUGUGGACCCGGCACUGUAUGGGAUAGUCAAAUUGAGGGAUGUAAUCAUGCAUGGGCAGUUAAAAACAAAAAAUGCGGUACAGGUUCCGAUUCCGGAACUCAACCGGGAACACAACAAACAACAACGAAACCAACCACACAGCGACCACACAGCGGCACACUUACAACUAGCAAACCAUCGGAACAAAAACCUACCAGUUCGCCUACACAAAAACCCUCUACCUUAAAACCAACUACGUCUAAACCAUCAUCGACACAGAAGCCUACAAUGGAAGGAGCGACAUCUACCCAACCUCCUUCCCAGGAAAUUUGCAAAACGGAAGGUUUCACAGGAGAUCCGAAUGAUUGUUCGCGUUUCUAUCGUUGUGUAGAUAAUGGAAAUGGAAAAUUUACACAAUAUUCUUUCAGAUGUGGUAAAGGCACAGUAUGGGACAGUGAAUUGCAAACAUGUAACCACGAUUUGAAUAAAUGUAUUGUGAAUUCUGGUGGCGAAGGACCUUCGACACAAAAACCACAACAGGUAACCACUUCAGGUCCUGGUUAUUUACCACCUUCUCAGAAGCCUCAAACCACUACUAGCACUACCAGCAAGCCGGGAUAUGAACCAACUACCCAAAGGCCACAAGAUACAACAACGAAACCGGGAUAUCAACCAACUACACAAGCACCACAAGGAACAACUGGAAAACCUGGAUAUGAACCAAGUUCACAGACACCACAAGAAACAACAACAAUAAAACCAGGAUAUGAACCUACCACACAAACACCGCAGGAAACAACAACUGGAAAACCUGAAUAUGUACCUACCACCCAAAUAACUCAAACAACAACUAUGCAACCAGGUUAUCAACCAACUACAACUACUCAAACACCUCAAGAUACUACAACUGGUAAGCCAGGUUACCAGCCCACUACAGAAUAUCCUCAAACAACAACCGAUAAAUAUCCCGACACUACAACAUCCGGUAAAUAUCCAGAAACUACCAGUCAACCUAUAACCACUACCAUAAAACCCAAUCCAAACGAGCCCAUAUCAUCUAAUGACAAAUGCUCAAAAGAAGGUUUCUUCGGUGACAGCCAAGACUGUCAAAAGUUCUAUAGAUGUAUUGACAACGGCAACGGUAAUUUCGAAAAGCAUUCAUUCAAAUGCGGAAAUAACACUGUAUGGGACGCAGAAAUUGAAAGUUGUAAUCAUCCUGCUAAUGUAGCGGAUCCUAGAUGUCGUAUCGUAACUCCUACCGGUAUGCCAACAACUACUGACUCUUAUUAUACCACUACUACAGCUAAAUACGAGAGCACAACUGGAAGCGCAAAUCCAACUACAACGUACAAACCAACCACUGCGUCCACAGAAUCCAUGCCAACUGGCGACUUGACAACAACUAUGCAACCAACUUCUACCACACCGAUACCAAAUUUACCACCCGGUAAAAAAUGUCAAGGAGAGGGUUUUAUGGCUGAUCCAGAUAACUGUCGAAUAUUCUACCGUUGUAUUCAAACUGCUGAAGAUUACGAACGACAUGAAUUUAAAUGUGCUAAAAAUACAGCUUGGAAUGAAGAAAACCAAACGUGUGAUCAUCGAGAUAAUGUAGAUCGCUGUCGCGGACAAACAGAGGAAUCAGAACCAGAAACAACUACUAUCGAAUAUCAGAGCACAACAACAACUGAAAAAUAUUCUUCUACCACAAUUAUGUCGACUACUGAAACCUUUGAGAAGCCAACAACUAUGAAGCCGACUACCACAUUUAAACCUACAACUACUUACCCUGCUACCUCAACAAUAGUCGAAGAGUCUAGUACAACCACAUCUACACCCACAGAUUAUACUACUACUAUGCAACCUUCUUCUACAACACCUGUACCCAACUUAACCCCAGGCACUAAGUGUGAAGGAGAAGGAUUCAUGGCUGACCCCGAUAAUUGUCGUAAAUUCUAUCGCUGUGAAAAGAGUGGUAACGGUUAUUCCAAACAUGAAUUUAUGUGUUCCAAGGGAACAGGCUGGAGCGAAGUGAAGCAGACAUGUGAUCAUAGAGACACCAUCGAUCGUUGUCAGGGACAAACUGAACAACCAGACCCUGAAUCAACUACUAUGGAAUAUACCACAUACGGACCAACAACCAGCGAAAGUACUACAACGGGUUAUGAAAAACCUACAACAACUACGGGAUAUGAGAAACCCACAACAUCAUAUGAGACCACAACUAUUGCUGCUCAAAAACCAACCACAAUGCCUACCACUACUGAGCCAAGCACCUCAACUACCGAUUAUACUACAACCAUGAAACCAACAUCAACCACACCUGUUCCAAAUCUUCCUCCAGGAAAGCAGUGCAGCGGAGAAGGUUUUAUGGCUGACCCCGAUAAUUGUCGUAAAUUCUAUCGCUGUGAAAAGAGUGGCAACGGUUAUUCCAAACAUGAAUUUAUGUGUGCCAAGGGAACAGGCUGGAGCGAAGUGAAGCAGACAUGUGAUCAUAGAGACUCAAUCGAUCGUUGCCAGGGACAAACUGAACAACCAGACCCUGAAUCAACUACAAUGGAAUAUACCACAUAUGGACCAACAACCAGCGAAAGUACUACAACGGGUUAUGAAAAACCUACAACAACUACGGGAUAUGAGAAACCCACAACAUCAUAUGAGACCACAACUAUUGCUGCUCAAAAACCAACCACAAUGCCUACCACUACUGAGCCAAGCACCUCAACUACCGAUUAUACUACAACCAUGCAACCAACAUCAACCACACCUGUUCCAAAUCUUCCUCCAGGAAAGCAGUGCAGCGGAGAAGGCUUUAUGGCUGACCCCGAUAAUUGUCGAAAGUUCUACCGCUGUGAGAAAAAUGGUAAUGGCUACUCCAAGCAUGAUUUUAUGUGUACCAGGGGCACUGGAUGGAAUGAGGAGAAACAAACAUGUGAUCACAGAGAUAAUAUAGAACGUUGUCAAGGACAAACUGAGGAACCAGAACCUGAAACUACAACCAUGGACUACACGACCAGCAGUUCAGUAAGUGGAACAACUACAACUGGUUAUGAGAAGCCCACAACUACAACAACACAAUUUCCCACAACUAGCAUGAAACCUACUAGUACUGAAUCAAGUACUACUACAGAUUACACUACCACAAUGCAACCGACUUCAACCACUCCUGUUCCCAACUUACCACCAGGCGACAAAUGUAACGGAGAAGGUUUUAUGGCAGACCCCGAUAAUUGUCGUAAAUUCUAUCGUUGUGAAAAAACGGGCAAUGGUUUUUCGAAACAUGAAUUUAUGUGCGCUAAAGGUACAGGCUGGAAUGAAGAGAAACAAACCUGUGACCACAGAGACAACAUUGACCGUUGUCAGGGACAAACUGAACUACCAGAUCCUGAAACAACUACAGCAGAGUAUACCACUUAUAGGCCAAUUACUAGUACUGCAAGUGAGACUACUACGACCGGAUAUGAGAAACCCACUACUACAACCGGAUUUGAAAAACCCACAACUACAACAGCCUCAUAUGAAUCAACUACAAUGGAAACUCUAAAGCCCACCCCUACAACUCAAUUCCCCACAACUGCAACAGCACCUACAAAUCCUACAAAUACUGAACCAAGUACUACCACAGAUUACACUACCACUAUGCAACCUACAUCCACUACUCCAGUACCUAAUUUACCACCUGGAAAGAACUGUAAUGGAGAAGGUUUUAUGGCUGACCCUGACAAUUGUCGCAAGUUCUAUCGCUGUGAGAAAAGCGGAAAAGGUUACUCCAAACAUGAAUUUAUGUGUGCUAGGGGCACGGGUUGGAAUGAAGAAAAACAGACCUGUGACCACAGAGAUAACAUUGAACGUUGUCAAGGACAAACCGAAGAGCCUGAACCGGAAACCACAACAAUGGAAUAUACCACUGGUAGCCCCACAACAACUACUGGCUAUGAAAAACCAACUACUACUACGGAAUAUGAAAAACCCGUGACUACAACUACUUCGUAUGAGACAAGUACCAUGACCUCACAAAAACCAACGUCAACUACACAAUUACCAACAACUACUUUACAAUCCACUACUACAGAUUACACUACCACCAUGCAACCAACAUCAACCACCCCUGUACCAAACUUACCACCAGGAAAGAACUGCAAUGGGGAAGGUUUCAUGGCUGAUCCCGAUAAUUGUCGCAAAUUCUAUCGCUGUGAGAAGAGUGGUAACGGCUACUCCAAACAUGAGUUUAUGUGUGCCAAAGGUACUGGAUGGAGUGAAGAGAAGCAGACAUGUGAUCAUAGAGACAACAUCGAUCGCUGUCAGGGACAAACUGAAGAACCAGAUAUAGAAACUACAACUAUGGAAUAUACCACAACUAAACCAACUACCACACCUCCAAGUCAAACUACGACCGAAAAUGAUAAGACUACAACAGGUUAUGAGACAACUACCAUGACCUCACUUAAACCAACCACUACUACCCAAACACCUACAACCGCACUGCCCAUUACCAAGCCAACCACUGAAUCCGCGACCAGUUCAACUGAUUUUCCAUCCACUACCACGGAUUAUACGACAACCAUGCAGACUACCACAACCACACAAGUGCCAAAUCUUCCACCCGGUAAGAAAUGUCCAGGUGAAGGAUUCAUGGCCGAUCCUGAUAAUUGUCGUAAAUUCUACAGAUGUAUAAUGAAUGGUGAAAAAUUAGAACAGCAUGAGUUUAUGUGCGGCAAAGGAACAGGUUGGAGUGAAGACAAACAAACUUGUGAUCAUGCGGCCAAUAUAGAGCGAUGCGAAGGACAAAUAGAAGAACCAGACACCACAACAACUGGAUACGAAACAACUACAGAUAAGCCAACAGAUAGUACAACAAUAAAAACCACCACAAUGCCUGUAGAAACCACCACUAUGGCAAUGACAAAACCUACAACCACUGAGCAGCCAACAGAUAAACCAGGAUAUGUGCCCACUACAACGGAAUCUCCUACAACGACAGAAACUCCCAACACCACUGUCCAGUCAACGGUUAAACCAGGAUAUGAACCCUCCACAACUACGAGUUCUCCUACAACGGCAGAAACUACUACCUACUACCCCACGACUAUGAAACCCACUGACAAGCCUGGAUACGUACCCACCACUACUGAAACUUCACCAAUGUCUACGACUACCGAGUAUUAUGAAAGUACUACAAUGGAACCCAUAAAUCAUACCUGUUCUGGUGAAGGUUUCUUCCCGGAUGCGGAUGAUUGUAAUCGUUAUUAUCGUUGUGUAGAUGCAGAUAAAAAUGGUAAUUAUCAAGUAUAUAGUUUCCGUUGUCCCAAAGGUACUGUAUGGGAUACUUCAUUAGAUACUUGCAACUAUGCCGAUAAAGUAUCGGGCAAUUGUUCAUCAGGUUCUUCAACAACUGAAUAUCCUUCAACAACUGAAAUUAGUUCAACAGGCAAACCGGAGUCAACAACAACUGAGAAUGCUAAGGAUACUACAACUACGGAAAAACCUGAGACAACAACUGAAAAUCCAAAAGAAACUACCACAAUUGCCACAACAGAUCCCACUACAACUGAAAAACCUAAGGAAACCACAACCAUGGGAAAACCUGAAACUACAACUACCGAAAAUCCCAAGGAUACCACAAUCAUGGGAAAACCAGAAACUACAACAACUGAAUAUCCCAAAGACACCACUACUACGGACAAACCAGAACCUACAACAACUGAAAAUCCCAAAGACACCACUACUACGGGCAAACCGGAACCAACUACAACUGAAAUUCCUAAGGAUACCACAACAACUUCUCAACCUUUAGAAAGUACUACCACAGACAAGCCUCUAGAAACUACGGAGACAUCUAAGGACACUACAACCACUACGAAACCCGAAACAACAACACUUGAACCAAUUACCGGUCAAACCACAACACAACCAGAAACUUCUAGCAAUACAACAGCUCCCUGUCCACCAACCAGUGCAGGUCAAAAUCUGUUCAUAUGUCCGACAGGCUUCAGACGUCAUCCAAAACAUUGUAACAUGUUCUAUCAAUGUACUGAAAAUGCCGAUAGCUAUGAUCAAAGUAUAGUUGUCUUUAAAUGUCCCAAUGGCACUGUAUACCACGAAAAUCUCAAUAGAUGUGAUGUCCCAAAGCCUGGUGAAGAUUGUGAGACAAAGUCUAGAACGCAAACAGCAUUAUAUGAAGAGGAGUACAAGCACAGUCAUAUGAUUCAAAUUCGUUCAACUACACCCCUGUGUCCCAAAGACGGACACUUUGCCUUAAAUAAUGAUGAAUGCGCUCAGCUCUUUGUGAAAUGUCAAUUUUCAACCCAAACUCAACGCUUAGAAGGACAAAUAUUUAGAUGUCCUAAAGGUUUCACCUAUUGGUCAAUAAGUCGCCGUUGCGAACGUACACAGAAAUUGCAAAAUUGUGCAACAACCAAGUAUGAUGUCUCAUCAUCGAUACCAGUGGAAUGGUCAAAUAUUGGCAAUAGACGUAGAAAUCUUAAAAUUUAAAUUAUUAAUGCCACCAUACGCCCUCUUUCCCUCCUACUAAAUACUUACUUAGACUUAGUUAGGCUUUAAGAUUGUAAUAUUAAAUAAAAGAUUCGUUUGCUAUGCUUGCAAAAUAUCGACAUACGGACCUAAUUUCUUUUUGGUUGUAUUCCAUUUCCCCACUUUCUUGCAGGCAUAACAAAUGAUGGACUAUAAGCAAUAUUUAUUUUAGAUUUAAACAAAUACGUAUUUUAAUUCUAAGAAAAACUAUUGGGUAUCGGUGUUGGUUUUUUGAUUUCUUUUAGAAAAGAGGAAAAUGGUCGGAUAUUUUAAGUUAAUUAAGUUAAUUCCAUAUAUUGCCAAUUUCCGUUCAUUUAGGUUGUAAGCAGUUUUUCUAUUCUUAUUUUAGGAUAUUUUUAAAAAGGUAUUUUUUAAUAACUAAUUAUUGAAAUAAAUUAUUUAAAAUAUUAUUACAAUAAAAUGCCAUAAAAAGUAUGUAGAUUUAAGUAAACGAAUGAAAAUAAAAAUUUAAAUUUUGUAUUAAAUAAAAAUAAAA